AUGCUCGACAGAGAAGAAAUUGAGAAACUAGAAGAAGUUGAUGUUAAUAAGACUGAUACGGUUACAGAGGAUGGGAAUGUCUUUACAUCGUUGGUUGCAGAAAUUCAAACAUAUGCACAAGUUAGGAACUUGUACAAAAACGUCUUGCGCAAUCAAGAUUAUGCUUGUGCUAAUCAUAACAUUUUAGUGUAUAGGUUCAAAGAUGCACAGGGGCGAGUUCACGAUGGUUACUGUGACAACGGGGAGUAUGGAGCCGGGCGUCGAAUGCUGAAGGUACUUGUUAGUGCGGAAGCAUCAAAUACUGCAAUUAUUAUUUCGAGGAAAAAUGCCAGGCAUUUGGGACCCCGUCGCUUUGAAAUUAUGAGUGAACUUGUCAAAAAAAGCGGUUAG
Molecule: messenger RNA, 390 nt
Organism: Saccostrea echinata
Lineage: Eukaryota; Metazoa; Mollusca; Bivalvia; Ostreida; Ostreidae
Product: protein IMPACT homolog
Exons: 1
Coding region: 1-390 (129 amino acids)
Biological process (GO): regulation of translational initiation
Cellular component (GO): cytoplasm
Source: RefSeq, a predicted model, not a curated record